AUGGACUCCUUCUUUCAACCAACUGGCCUCCGUCUAUCUCAAGAUCAAACUGGAAACCCUAAUUCUUGGUGUUCAUCUUUAAAUUAUACUUUCUCCAAUACAGAUGACCAAAUUAAUCAUUUCGACAUCGAUGUUAUGUUGCAUAAUUGCCAUAAUCUUUAUCCUAAUAAUAAUAACCCUAACCCUAAUCUUCCCCAGUUCAUCGAUCCACCAAGUUAUCAAGAUUCUAGUUCUUCGAAUUUUCCAGCAUAUAUUAGCACCAAUGAGCAGACUCCGGUCUUGCUUGAAAUGACCACAGCUGCCAAUGCUUCGGAAAGCUCAGAUAUUUCUGCGUAUGCCACUUGCACGCCACAAGCAAACCUUUUUCACAGGCAAGCUGAUAUGUGCAAUGGAGAUAGGGUGCAUGAUGGAACAAAGAUUGCAUUUCGUAUAAGAACCGAGCUUGAGGUGCUGGAUGAUGGGUAUAGAUGGAGGAAGUAUGGCAAGAAGAAAGUUAAAAGCAGUCCUAAUCCAAGGAACUACUACAAAUGCUCCACGGCAGGCUGCAGGGUCAAAAAAAGAGUAGAGCGGGAUCGAAAUGAUUCAAGAUAUGUGAUAGCAACCUAUAUUGGGAGGCAUAACCACCACGCUCAAUCCACGGUCCAUUGCAAUCCUACUGGCGUAUGGACAUUGCAAUUCACGUGA
Messenger RNA from Lactuca virosa, 684 nucleotides. The record is from the annotation of a GenBank genome assembly. Lineage: Eukaryota; Viridiplantae; Streptophyta; Magnoliopsida; Asterales; Asteraceae.